AUGCAAGCAGUUCCUAAAGAAAGACGUCGAACAGUUCAAGUUGUUUCCUUAUCGGAACCAGCUUCGUCUUCGAUCAAAGAACCAAAAUUAACAAAAGAUAUCCCAGGUUUAUUUUUAAAUCUUCGUGAUAUUCUUUUACAAAAAACACUAAAUGAAGAUGAAAUCAAUUUCAAUAUAUCUCGAUGUGCUGAAUCGAUUCGAAUUAAAUUUCUAGAACUUACUACUCUUGCUCAACCUACAGAAAUAUUUGAUGUACUGCAAGCAACAUUAAAAAUUUAUGUUAAUCAGAUACUUUCAAUCGAUCAAUGUCGUUAUAUUUUUUCUAAUCAAUCAUUUAAAGAAACAUUUUCUUCUUUACUCUCUAUUCAACAAACACUUGAUCUUGAUUCUACAUUUGAAAAUAAUCCUGAUUAUGCUCGCACUGUUUUUUAUCGUUCAUUUGAUUUAUUAUCAUCACCUUCGAUAAUCGAUUUUCUUAAUGAUAAAUAUCCGGACGAAAUUUCUCCAUAUGUGUCAAUUAUUUUCCGUGCAAUUAUUGGCUAUAUUUGGUGGAUUAUUCAAUAUAUUGUAUUUAAAAAAGAUGAUAUGCAAAAUCAAGUACCAAUCGUUCGUUUACUUUUGGAAUACAUUGAUCGAAAAAAACAGCGUUGGAAUGAGACUGAAAUCCAUGAUAUAUUAACUUAUAUUCUGGGAUUUAUAUGUACAUUAGCUAAUGAAACAAUAUUAAUUCCAAAUAUGAUCGAAGCUAAAUGUUCAGAUUAUAUUUUAAAAUGGAUUUCAGUGGAAGAUUUACAAUUAGAAUUUAAACGACUAUCUUUACACAUAUUACAUAACAUUGCGCGUCAUGAAAAAGGUGUUGAUGCAUUGAAUAGUUCUAAUUGUAUCAGUAUUCUUAAAGAAUUUCAGCAACGAGUAAUUAAACCAAAUCAAGAUAAUAAUGAUGCACUAUUUGCGGAUAUACAAUUAGUCUAUUGUAUGGCUUUCUCAUUAGUAAGUGAACCAAGAGAAAAUCAAGAAGAUUUGAAUAGUCUCCGUAAAAUUCUUGAUCAACUUAUGCAAGCAGCAGUUGAUUGUGGGCAAUCGGCAAAUAAUAAAUCGAACGGAUUUCAUGUGAGUGAGCCGAUUGUUGUCUUAACUAAACUUUGUGUACAUGAUGAUAUAUUAAAAUAUAUUUUAACUGAAUCAUCUGUUGAAAAUCUGAAAGCUAAAUCUCGAAUGCAAUUUUUUUGUGAAUUACUAUUUAAAUUUCGUGGAGCACUAGCCAGUGACAAUGAUCUUGAUCAAUUAUCGUUAACAGCUCUAUUUAAUAUUAUAUGGAGUAUAUCAUUUCAUACGGAAUAUAUUGAAGAAUUGAAAGCCAAUUCGAAAUUUUUAAUGACAGUUAAAAGUUUAGCAAAUGAUGAUGGAGAAGAUUUGGUUGAUCAAUAUGUUCCUAAAAAUAUGGCAUCAAUAUCAAAAGCAGCAAAUGGGAUAUUAUGGAAUCUCGAUGAAAAUAAUCCAGCUCGAGCUCCUCGAACAACAACAGUACCAAGCGAGAGUAAACCUCUUGGAAAAGAUACCAGCAUGCCUGAUCGAAUGCGUGUAAUGGUUAGUUAUGCACAUGCUGAUAGCGACUUUUGUCAUCAACUCGUUGAUGCACUUCAAAAAGAUACUCGUCUGCAAAUUUGGGUAGAUUUUGAAUAUUGUCAUACGGGAGAUUUAUGGGAAGAAAUAGCUCUAGCUAUUGAAGAAUCUAGGGUUAUCAUUUUUCUGAUGUCAAAAGAUUAUCAAGAUAGUCAAUCUUGUCGACAAGAAGUGAUGUAUACUAAAGAUUCACAAAAGAAGCGUUUUAUUCCUGUCUAUAUCAAAAAAGAUUUUGUAGCAACAGGUUGGUUAGGUGUACGUAUUGUUGGUCCACAAUAUAUACGUUUUGGAAAACACUCAUUUGAUGAUACAGCGAAAGAACUUAUUAAACUCAUCAUUGAAGAUGAAAUUCAACAAGAAUCAAAUAAGAAUAAACAAACUGAUCAAUCGUCUAAACCUUCUCCACCAAUUGAUAAGAAACCAGUUGACAAUACAGAUAAUCAAGUAAAACCUACGGAAAAUAAUCAUGCAAACUCUGCUCAAACACCUCUAAAGAAACCAAUAGAACAAUGGAAGAGAAAAGAUAUUAUACAGUGGUUUGAUGAUAAUCAUAUUCAUCAAGAAUUAGCUGAUUUAUAUGAUUUUCAAUGUGGUACAGAUCUUCUUCUCUAUGGACAAUGUCUACGGCCGGACUGGCAAAUUGAAUAUCAAGCCAUAAGUGAAAGAUAUGAACUGAAAAAUAAGAAAAAAUUAUAUCGCGAUCAAUUUGUUAUAUUAGUUGGUGCUAUUAAUCGAUUGCAGCCUUCAAAUUCAAAAUUAUGUAAUAUCUCCUAG
Rotaria socialis is the source of this 2397-nucleotide messenger RNA. The record is from the annotation of a GenBank genome assembly. Lineage: Eukaryota; Metazoa; Rotifera; Eurotatoria; Philodinida; Philodinidae.